GAACCAGGUGAAUGGGGUUUAUGCUCCUCGGCUGACCAGUGGGUCCCACAUGUCAUGGGGACCGUACGGAGGGCUUCGGUUUCAAGUGGCUCUUCCUUGAUGCCACGAGGACGCGCUGCACACGCGCCCGAAGCCAUGUCCAAGGCUGUGUCGCGCAUUCCGUCGAGCACCUUGACCUCGCUCCUCCCCCGAGCCCUCAACCCCCACGUCGCCGUCGUUGACCUCGUGUGCACCCACCUCGCCGCAGCCGCCGACGGCGCCAAACCCAUCGACCUCACCCGCCUGCUCCCAUAUCUCGGCCACGACGAGCUCACCGCAGUCGUGCUCCGCGCGGGUCACUCCCAGCCGCUCCCCACCCUCCGCUUCUUCCUCGCACUCCCGCCGCCGCUCCAGCCUUCGCCUCCGCACCUCGCCUUCCUCGCGCACUCGCUCGCCUCCUCCCGCCUCUUUUCCCACGCGCUGGACGCGCUCUCCCACCUCGUCCGCCUCCACCCGGGCCACGACGCGCUGCCCACGCUCCUCCUCGCGUCCCCCACUGCGCCGCACCCUUCCCUGCCGGGCCUCCUCGUCAAGGCCCUCCUCCGCCAAGCCCGCCUCCGGGACGCGUUCCGCGCCGCCCUCCGCGCGGCCGCCGCCGGCGCGCCCCCCGACGCCGCCGCCUUCAAUGCGCUUCUCGCCGCACUCUCCCGCGCGGGGCGGUUCGAUGAGCUCUGGGCCGCGCGCGCGGCCAUGGCCCGCGCCGAGGUGCGGCCCGACGCGCGCACAUUCAACAUCCUCGUCGCCGCGCUCUGCCGCGGGGAGGACGCGGAGCGCGCCCAGGGGUUCCUCGAGGAGCUGGAGGAGCAAGGGUUUGAGCCGGACGUGGUGACGUACAACACCCUCCUCGCGGGCUACUGCCGCAGAGGGAGGCUGCAGGGCGCGCUCCACCUGUUCGACGUAAUGCCACACAGGCGCGUGCCGCCGGAUUUGGUCUCGCACACCAUUUUGAUAGACGGGCUGUGCAAGGCCUGGAGGCUGAAAGAUGCACGCCGGAUGUUUGACAGGAUGGUGCAGAGUGGCUUGUGCCCUGAUGCUGUUGCUUAUAGUGUUCUGAUCACAGGGUACUGUAAUGAAGGACGUCUAAGGGAGGCGAGGUCUCUGCUGAUGGAGAUGGUUGGGAGUGGGCUCUCGGCGGUAGCAUUCGCUCUCAGGGUUGUGAUUGAGGCUCAUGUAAAAUUCGGGAAGUUGCUGACCUGCUUGAAUAUGGUAGCUCCACUAAGGAAAUAUGGUGUUGUUAUCCCAUCGCAGAGUUAUAGCUGUUUGAUUGGUGCAUUGUGCAAUGAAAUGCGCCCUAAUGCUGCGAGGGGUUUGCUGCAGUGGAUGAUAGAGGAUGGGCACAGUCCUAGAUUGCAGAUGUACAAUAUGAUUGUGGACUGCUUCUGCCAAUGUGACAAUCCAAAGGAAGCUUUGGAUGUCAAGGUUGAGAUGAUGUCCAGAGAAGUGAAACCAGACUACGACACUUACCGGUCACUCAUAACCUGCCUUUGCAGAUUGGGAAGGAGCUUGGAUGGUCAGUCCGUAAUGGUGGAGAUGAUUGAGUCGGGUUCCCGACCGAACGAGGCCAUUUGUGCUGCCUUGGUUUGUGGCUUCUGCAAGGAAGGCGACCUUGGUAGAGCAGAACUAAUUGUGAAGUCUUUCGUGCUCGAUUUUCAGAUCCACUGUAAUGAGAGCUAUAAUGAGUUGAUGAGGACUUACUGCGAGACUAGGAGCACAGGAGAGUCACUAGCUCUGCAGGACAGGAUGUUAGAGUUGGGUUUUGUUCCAAACAGUGAGACUUGUCGUUCUAUUAUCUAUGGGCUGUCAAAAGGCGCUGGUUAAGUUGAUGUGAUCUGUUAUGCAAGGCACCAACUUCAAUCGUCUUAUUGAAUGGUAUACAUGAUUCUGUAAUAUGCAUGUGCAAUGCACCCGUUUCCAUAGCAAUGGUGUUCCAAGGCCAGAAAAACCCAUGCUUGAUUAUUUCAAGCACAGGCUUCUGCGCAGACUAGAGGCAAUAUUUCGUUCUGGUCUGAGAUAGGAUGCCAAGGCCAAAGAUGCUGGUUAAAGCUGAGUGGUUCCUGCAUUGUCAAAUUUGGUAGUGAAUGACGCAGAGGACAAAAGGUGCAAACCAACACAAAUUCGAGGAUCUUGGGAAGUCAAUUAAAAAUCUCUAGAUGUUUCUAUGGAGGGUGGAGUUCACAUUUUACCAAGACUGGUGGGUCAUGAACAUGACUCGGACUCUUGGUACCGUGGUUUGCAACAAAAUAUAGGUGACUCAGAGAUGGUUUCAACCUUCGCUCCAUUCUUGGAACCAGAUCUUGUCUUUUCUCCUCAUUUCUUCCACAGGGUAAUACUACAUGACAGCCAAAAUUCCACUUGUGCCAUCCCAUUGUCAAUGUCAGCUGGUAUUUCAAAUGGUUAAUUCAGAUCAAAACAAGGAGAGUAGUGAUGCCAUCGACAGAUUCCUUCGCUGCCUCAAUCCCUCAGAGGUGGAACGGCAUGGUAUGCAUGAUGGUUCGUGGAGCAAAAUGGUGGAGCAGGGAGAGAGGUAGAACAAGUGUUGGGCAAACUUUCUUGAAUAAACCAGAUUCGACUGAUGGGAUCACGCAAACACCAGGCAAGAUUGUCGUGCCCAACAAAGGUUUAUAGACGCUACUUUACAUUUUUUUUCUUCGAAACGAGGCUUUACCCCCAUUUCCAUUACCCAGAAUGUAAAUAUAGAAGUUUGAUAGAUGCUACUUUACAUGUUAUGUGUCAGUGCUCGAGAGGGAGGUUCAUCAAAUACCUUUCAUCACCCACUGAUACUGACCUCAGCCAUCUGCUUCAUGCAAGGAGAUGAAAUCUGAGAUGCGCAUAUGUGCUGUAAAUUAGGAACCGUGUACUGUUUGUGUAAGCAUGCUGAAAUUGACAGAAAUUUCAGUUCCUAUAUUUCCGUUCGCAGUUCAGUGUAAAAUAUUGAUUUGUAGUUU
Molecule: messenger RNA, 2984 nt
Organism: Panicum hallii
Lineage: Eukaryota; Viridiplantae; Streptophyta; Magnoliopsida; Poales; Poaceae
Product: pentatricopeptide repeat-containing protein At5g40400
Exons: 2
Coding region: 55-1857 (600 amino acids)
Molecular function (GO): protein binding
Source: RefSeq, a predicted model, not a curated record